Messenger RNA from Culex pipiens pallens (northern house mosquito), 1387 nucleotides. RefSeq names its product phosphate carrier protein, mitochondrial-like. The transcript has 4 exons. Gene Ontology annotation, cellular component: mitochondrial inner membrane. The record is from RefSeq and is a predicted model, not a curated record. Gene Ontology annotation, molecular function: phosphate transmembrane transporter activity. Gene Ontology annotation, biological process: mitochondrial phosphate ion transmembrane transport. NCBI's taxonomy places the organism in Eukaryota, Metazoa, Arthropoda, Insecta, Diptera, Culicidae. The coding region runs from base 210 to 1277 and encodes 355 amino acids.
AUCUCUUGUUGGGUGGGAAAAUUGCACUCCUCGUUGCGUUCACUCGCGCAGUAAGCUUCUAGCCAGAAACAUCUCGUUGCCGGUGGUCGGGUGUCGAGUGAGGAAAAUUCAACAGUGCGUGUGAGCGUGUGUGUGUGUCCCGUGGAAAGGAAAAGGAGCAAAGCUCGAGUCGUUUGGAAAUAACCGACGAAACAUACCAAGAGUCGAAAAUGUUCUCCGCGCUGUUGGACGCCGCCCGCAACUCCCCCUUCAAGACGCCCUUCUCGCGGGCGUCCUGCGAUGCCGCGACUCCCGCCGACGGCAGCUCCACCAAGCAGCUAGUGGCCGGUCGCUCGCUGGCCGCCGCUGCCUCCGAUGAGGUCGAGUUCGGAUCGACCAAGUUCUUCCUGCUGUGCGGCCUCGGCGGUAUCAUCUCGUGCGGAUCCACGCACACCUUCGUCGUGCCGCUCGAUCUGGUCAAGUGCCGGCUGCAGGUCGACCAGGCCAAGUACAAGAACCUGUUCCACGGCUUCAAGAUUUCGGUGGCGGAGGAGGGCGCCAAGGGUCUGGUCAAGGGAUGGGCCCCGACCUUCUUCGGCUACUCGGCACAGGGUGCCUUCAAGUUCGGCCUGUACGAGGUGUUCAAGGUGCAGUACGCCAACAUGCUGGGCGAGGAGAAUGCCUACCUGUACCGCACGUGGUUGUACCUGGCCGCGUCCGCUUCGGCCGAGUUCUUCGCCGAUAUUGCGCUGUCUCCGAUGGAGGCCGCCAAGGUCAAGAUCCAGACCAUGCCCGGAUUCGCUGGAACACUGCGCGAGGCCUUCCCCAAGAUGAUGGGCGAUGAGGGUAUUAUGGCGUUCUACAAGGGUCUGGUUCCGCUGUGGUGUCGCCAGAUUCCGUACACCAUGAUGAAGUUCGCCUGCUUUGAGAAGACUGUCGAGCUGCUCUACGCUUAUGUUGUGCCGAAGCCUCGCGAUCAGUGCUCCAAGGGUGAGCAGCUGCUGGUAACCUUCGCCGCCGGUUACAUUGCCGGAGUGUUCUGCGCCAUCGUGUCCCACCCGGCCGAUGUGGUCGUGUCCAAGCUGAACCAGGCCAAGGGAUCCAGUGCGCUCGAUGUGGCCAAGCAGCUCGGCUUCAUGGGCAUGUGGAACGGUCUGAUGCCCCGUAUUAUCAUGAUCGGUACGCUGACUGCCCUGCAGUGGUUCAUCUACGACGGCGUGAAGGUCGCCCUGAACAUCCCGCGCCCACCCCCGCCAGAGAUGCCCGAGUCGCUCAAGAAGAAGCUGGGAGUGCAGUAAUGCGAACCCCCUAGGUUAGCUUCUUCUAAUCCUGUCUCAGUUUACAUAUUCAUCUGAAAAAAAUGCAUACAGUUUAUUUAUAAGUGAAACCAAAAUUCUCAAAAUAAAAA